Hibiscus syriacus is the source of this 1197-nucleotide messenger RNA. RefSeq names its product vesicle-associated protein 1-2-like. Lineage: Eukaryota; Viridiplantae; Streptophyta; Magnoliopsida; Malvales; Malvaceae. The coding region runs from base 148 to 864 and encodes 238 amino acids. The record is from RefSeq and is a predicted model, not a curated record. Gene Ontology annotation, biological process: endoplasmic reticulum membrane organization. The transcript has 8 exons. Gene Ontology annotation, cellular component: endoplasmic reticulum membrane; plasma membrane.
AAUGGGAACCCACCAACCAACCAACAAACAUCACUGUCCCACGUUCUUCCUUUUUUUGCUCCACCAUCCAGCACCGUUCACCGGAAACCUCGCCGGAACCUGUAAGCCGCUAAUUUCUCCAGCGUUCCUCCUACGGAUCCGAUCGCGAUGAGCACCGGAGAACUUCUCAGCAUCGAGCCUCAAGAGCUCCAGUUCCCCUUUGAAUUGAGAACGCAGAUCUCGUGUUCCCUGAACUUGUCCAACAAGACCGAUAAUUAUGUGGCUUUUAAGGUCAAAACGACAAAUCCAAAGAAGUACUGUGUGAGGCCAAAUACUGGAGUUUUGCUGCCUAGGUCUACGGUCAACAUUACUGUUACAAUGCAAGCUCAAAAGGAAGCACCUCCUGAUAUGCAAUGCAAAGACAAGUUUUUACUUCAGAGUGUGGUUGCUAGUCCUGGAGCGGAUUUUACUCCAGAGAUGUUCAAUAAGGAAUCCGAGCAUCAUGUUGAAAAGUGCAAGUUGAGGGUUGUUUAUGUUGCACCUCAACGGCCUCCAUCCCCUGUUCGAGAAGGAUCCGAGGAAGGCUCUUCACCUAGGGGUUCAGUGUCGGACAAUGGUAGCUUGAAUGUGGCAGAACUUUCAUACGUGUCAAGAGCUCAUGUUGAGCGGCAUGAACGUCAAUACAAGUCAUCCGAUGUAAGGUCUGUCAUUUCCAAGCUAACCGAGGAGAAGAACUCUGCCAUUCAGCAGAAUAACAAGCUUCAGCAAGAACUGGGACUCCUGAGACGCGAAGCCAAAAGAAAUCAGGGUGGUAUUCCCUUCGUUUAUAUAUUUCUUGUCGGCUUGAUUGGCAUCAUUUUGGGAUACCUAUUGAAAAGAACAUGACCCCCUCCGGAUUACACAAUCUUCGUUGUUCAUCGGUGCAACCUUCAUGACUCGGAACAAAAAUGAAAUUUAGAGAAUCAGAAAGGUAAGUGGUAGCUUCUCCUGUCUGAAUGUAGUAAUACUAAUUUUUUUGUAAUGGUAUACCCGAAACAAAAAACAAACAAUCAUGUUCAAUGUGUGGACAUGGAAGGGCAUUGUUUGUUCAUUGUAUUACCGUGCAUUGAGAUUACAGUAGGGUCUUUGAUGUUUCGACUGGGAAUUACUGGAUUUUAUAACUGUUUGGCCAACACAUAUAUUUAGGGGAAACUAACUCUUUAUUCAUGAUGUUAAGGU